GUACCUCACUUCUAAAAACACAAGAACCAGUAGCAAGCAAAAUGAGUCCCAGUAUCACUGCCGAGGCCAACCAGCCUCUCCCUGCGCGCUCCACAGUGGCCCAGAGAAAACAAGCCAACGAACUUAGAAAGACUCUCAAACCCUUGUUGGAGAAGAGAAGACGGGCUCGCAUCAACGACAGUCUCUCUCAUUUAAAGGGCCUGAUUCUGCCCCUUGUUGGGAAAGACAACGCACGAUACUCGAAGCUGGAGAAAGCUGAUAUUCUGGAAAUGACCGUUCGCUUCCUCAGAGACCUUCCAUCCUCCCCAGUCAAAGACUCUGCAGACAGUUACAGAGAUGGUUACAAAGCCUGUCUCCAGCGCGUCUCCGCUCUGCUCCCGAAAACCAACCUGGACCAGGACGCGUGCCAGCGGGUGCACGACUUCGUGCAGCAGUCCAUGUCUGCCAGCAUCACCCCGACGUGCCUGAACUGCUGCGCCCAGAGCUCGAGGGCUCUGCCUCAGAUCCAGCAGAGACUGCAGAGCCUGAAGUCCAGCUUCAGCGCUCGGCUGGAGAGCCAGUCGCUCCGCAGCGCAGCGGCCGCUCCCAGCAGAGCGCAGUCCGCUCCGCAGCCGCUCCCCGCGGCCAUGUGGAGACCUUGGUAGACGGAAAGGACACGAAGCUUAUGUGUGUUAUUUAUUUAGUCACGUUUACUGUACCUUUUAGAGUAAGGAUAAACGUAGCAAAGAAUAAGAGUAACAAUUGCUGCAGUUGAUGGACAGUAUUUACAUUGAGCAUUUGACAAAAUGUUGCUUUUUCUGCCAGAGGGCACAGAUCUCAAAGAAAACGAAGUCUAUGUACUUGUUUGUUUUUUUUAAUAUGCAAUCCUCUCUGGGGUGUCAAAGAUAUGGGUUGUAGACAACACAUUUGUAAAACCCCACGGGUUAUUUUAAUUGAGGGUUGCACAAUGGACUUAAAAGUAUUUUGGUCUGUGCAACAGAAUAGUCUGUAAACACUGUGUGUUAAAUAGGAUUAUUUUUUUGUAAAUUGAAGAAAAAGCCUUGUUUUGUGACAUUUAAUGUUUUGUCAUGUGACAAAAGACCUGAAAUAAA
Molecule: messenger RNA, 1091 nt
Organism: Cololabis saira (Pacific saury)
Lineage: Eukaryota; Metazoa; Chordata; Actinopteri; Beloniformes; Belonidae
Gene: hes2.1
Product: hes family bHLH transcription factor 2, tandem duplicate 1
Exons: 3
Coding region: 42-644 (200 amino acids)
Biological process (GO): anterior/posterior pattern specification; regulation of transcription by RNA polymerase II; regulation of neurogenesis
Cellular component (GO): nucleus
Molecular function (GO): RNA polymerase II cis-regulatory region sequence-specific DNA binding; DNA-binding transcription factor activity, RNA polymerase II-specific; protein dimerization activity
Source: RefSeq, a predicted model, not a curated record